Messenger RNA from Aspergillus brunneoviolaceus CBS 621.78, 867 nucleotides. RefSeq names its product YoaK family protein. The transcript has a single exon. The coding region runs from base 1 to 867 and encodes 288 amino acids. The record is from RefSeq and is a predicted model, not a curated record. Lineage: Eukaryota; Fungi; Ascomycota; Eurotiomycetes; Eurotiales; Aspergillaceae.
AUGCCCUACCAAGAAUUCCCCGCCCACGAACGCGACCCCCUCCUAGGAGGCACGCACAACCCCAACACCACCCCACCACCACCACCACCACCACCAACAACAACAACGAACACCCAAUUGACCCGCCUGCACGCCCACCUCACCACGCCGCUCACGCAGCGCUGGACCGACCUCCUCCUCCUGCUCUGCUACACAAUCACCGGCCUGCUCGACUCGACGGCGGUCUUCAUCUGGGGCUCGUUCGUCUCCAUGCAAACCGGCAACACCGUGUACGCGGGACUCGGGCUGACGGGGCUCGACGCGACGGCGCGGUGGCAGAAAUCCCUGCUCUCGAUCGGCAGCUUCUGCGCGGGGAGUGUGCUUUUUGCCGGGAUUCACCGCCAUCGCCAUUUGGCCCGAAGUCGCGGGGCGCUGGCGCUCUCGUUCGCCCUCCAGACGGCGUGCAUCGCGGCCGCGGCGACGAUCACCAGCGUGUAUCGGCCCGCCAAGUCGGAGGACCGGCUGGAGUGGACGGUGGCCGUGCCGUUGGCGCUCGUGGCGCUGCAGAGUAGCGGGCAGGCGGUCGCCAGUCGCGUGCUGGGGUUCUCGGCGUUGACCUCCGUCGUGCUGACAAGUAUCUACUGCGAUUUGUUUUCGGGGCCGGUGCUGCACCGGUUCGGCUGGGUGCAGGUGGUCAGGAAUCCCGAUGAGUGGCGGCGGGUGGGCGCGGUGGUGGGGUUGUUGUUGGGGGUCGUUAUCGGGGCGGCUUGGGCGAGGAGUGAGGCCGGGUUGGAGGGGGCGCUGUGGACGGCUGUUGGGUUGAAGGGGUUGAUUACGGUGACGUGGUUGUGGUGGAGGGGGGAGAAGGUUGGUGGACUGGAGGAGUAG